Messenger RNA from Prunus armeniaca (apricot), 837 nucleotides. NCBI's taxonomy places the organism in Eukaryota, Viridiplantae, Streptophyta, Magnoliopsida, Rosales, Rosaceae. The record is from the annotation of a GenBank genome assembly.
AUGGAUUUAAGGACAUUUGGUAUAUUAUGUGGGUUGCUUCACAUUAAUGGAAGGGUUAAAAAUGAUGGUUUGGUGACUUUGGAGGAACAAGUGUGUAUAUUCUUACAUGUACUUGCACAUCAUGUUAAGAAUCGUACUAUUAGAAGUAGAUUUAUUCGAUCGGGUGAGACCAUUAGUAGGUACUUCAACUCUAUGUUGCAAGGAAUUUUAAGAUUGCAAGGUAGCCUAUUGAGAGUGUUGAAACCUGUGGGUGAGAGUUACACAGAGUAUAGAUGGAAAUGUUUUAAGAAUUGCUUGGGAGCUCCAGAUGGAACUUACAUUAAAGUUUGUGUGCCUAAAACUGAUAAACCAAGAUAUCGAACUAGGAAGGGUGAAAUUGCAACAAAUGUGUUGGCUGUUUACUCACGCGAGAUGCAAUUUAUAUUUGUAUUGCCUGGUUGGGAGGGAUCUGCAUCUGACUCUCGAGUCCUUCGUGAUGCCAUAACUAGGCUAAAUGGGCUAAAAGUUCCCACGGGUGUUUAUUACUUGGUAGAUGGUGGUUACACAAAUGGUGAGGGAUUUCUUGCACCAUAUAAAGGAACAAAGUAUCAUAUAUCCGAAUGGAGAGAUGGAUAUACAGCUGCAAAUCAUCAAGAAUAUUUUAAUAUGAGGCAUUCGAAUGCAAGAAAUACGCAAUGUCGGAUAAUUACAGCUUGUUGUCUUUUUCAUAAUCUCAUUAGGAGGGAGAUGUCCAUGGAUCCAAUGGAGCAUGAAGUGAAUGAAAUUAAUGAGGCAGAAAAUAAUGUAGAAGGUGAUAAGAUUGGCACUGUUGAAGCACCCAAUCAAUGGAAUGCAUGA